Messenger RNA from Leptosomus discolor (cuckoo roller), 420 nucleotides. NCBI's taxonomy places the organism in Eukaryota, Metazoa, Chordata, Aves, Leptosomiformes, Leptosomidae. The record is from RefSeq and is a predicted model, not a curated record.
GAAAACAAACAAAGAGUUAAAAAAGUUAAAAAAGAGAAAAAAGAAAGAAAGAGCGAAAGAAAGAAAGAGCGAAAGAAAGAAAGAGCGAAAGAAAGAAAGAGCGAAAGAAAGAAAGAGCGAAAGAAAGAAAGAGCGAAAGAAAGAAAGAGCGAAAGAAAGAAAGAGCGAAAGAAAGAAAGAGCGAAAGAAAGAAAGAGCGAAAGAAAGAAAGAGCGAAAGAAAGAAAGAGCGAAAGAAAGAAAGAGCGAAAGAAAGAGCGAAAGAAAGAGCGAAAGAGUGGCCUUCUACGAUGCGGUUACAAUGGUGGUGGACAAGGGUAAAGCAACUGACAUCAUCUUCCUGGACUUGUGCAAAGCGUUUGACACUGUCCCAAAUGACAUCCUUGUCUGUAAACUGCAGACACAUGGAUUUGACAGAUAG